AUGCCAUCAAAUUACACAUCCAGAGAUCGUUUCACAUCUUCCACCGAUAAAUUCUCCUCCCCAUCAAAUAAUACUAACCUGAAAAGAAGAGAAAUGACAAGUGGCAGUUCCUCACCUCAUCAAACCUUCACAAUCCAACAAACAAACACAUUCACAGCUCCAAUAUCAAAUCAAAAACAAUGUCUUUUCUAUGUGCAGACCUGUCAAGUUAACCAAAAUGGAAAGUUAGUUGUCAGCAGAAAGAAAGAAGCAAAAGAAAAACGUAAACGAAACAAGACUAAUUCUUCAGUUGCAACAUCAGUUUCCAAUAUGAGUGCAUGUUCAGUAGAUAAUAGUCCAACAGUUGUUGAGUUUAGUCAAAUUUCGUCUCCUCCAAAACGAGUCAAGCAAGAUCAUUAUUCGAAUGUUGUUUCAACUGUGAGAAACCACAACAAUUAUCAUUGCCAACUAACGUACUACCAAUUAGUCCUUCCAUUAUUACCGAACAAUCGGUCAGCUGCUCGACAAUUAUUCGAAAGCCAUUUUCCUAUUCUAAUGCCCAACUUUCCAAUUCUUUUAUUUUACCUUCAAUGA
Molecule: messenger RNA, 573 nt
Organism: Naegleria gruberi
Lineage: Eukaryota; Heterolobosea; Eutetramitea; Acrasida; Naegleriidae
Exons: 1
Coding region: 1-573 (190 amino acids)
Source: RefSeq, a predicted model, not a curated record